Messenger RNA from Trichogramma pretiosum, 1716 nucleotides. RefSeq names its product arylsulfatase B-like. The transcript has 8 exons. NCBI's taxonomy places the organism in Eukaryota, Metazoa, Arthropoda, Insecta, Hymenoptera, Trichogrammatidae. Bases 21 to 1700 code for a protein of 559 amino acids. The record is from RefSeq and is a predicted model, not a curated record.
GAAAUUCGAUCGAUUGAAAUAUGUUUCGGAAAAUUGCAAUAAUCUUGGGACUGUGUACUAUUAUCAACAGCGAGAGACCGCACAUAAUAUUGAUAGUGGCCGACGAUGUAGGUUGGAACGACUUGAGCUUUCACGGAUCCGAUCAAAUACCCACGCCGAACAUCGACGCGCUGGCUUAUAAUGGAAUUAUUUUGAACAGGCAUUAUGCUCUGCCUAUUUGUACGCCAUCGAGAACAGCACUAAUGACCGGUCGCUAUCCCAUAAGAGCAGGCAUGCAAGGCUGGCCGCUCUCGGCGGGCGAGGCGCGUUCCGUGCCUCGAGACACGACCCUGAUGCCGGAACACUUCCGACGUCUCGGCUACAGAACCGGCCUGGUGGGCAAGUGGCAUCUCGGCUACUCGAGCGAGGAUCUCACGCCGGCCCGGCGCGGCUUCGACACCUUCUUCGGCUACUACAACGGCUACAUCGGCUACUACGAUCACGAUCUAUCCGAAAGAAUUGGCAACGUCACGGUCAAAGGUCGGGACGUGCACGAGGACGGGCCCGAGGUGAUCGCGGCCGCCGGCCGAGUCACCGGCUACUUCACCGACGUCAUCACGGACAGGGCCGUGAGGGAGAUUCGCCGCUACGGCAGGGACGGCGGCGAUCGGCGGCCCCUCUUCCUGGAGAUCGCCCAUCUGGCCGGGCACGCGAGCGAGGCCGAGGAGAGCCUCGAGGUGCGCGACAUGGCCGAGGUCAACGCCACCUUCGGCCACAUCAAGGACAUCAAACGUCGCAGAUACGCUGGAAUGAUCCGGGCCAUGGACGAGUCCGUGGGCGAGGUCGUGCGAGCUCUCGGCGAGUCCGGCAUGCUGGACAACAGCGUGAUCGUCUUUCUGUCGGACAACGGGGCGCCCACCGUCAACAUCUACCCGAACUCCGGCUCGAAUUAUCCGUUCCGAGGGGUCAAAAACACACUGUGGGAGGGUGGGGUGCGCACGGCAGCCUGCAUCUUUUCACCCCUGAUCGUGCCGCGAGCCAUGAGGCGCGACGACGACGACGAUCGGAUGAUGCACGUGGUCGACUGGCUGCCGACUCUCUACGCAGCUGCCGGCGGUGAUCCAUCAGCGGAUUUAAUUAACAUCGACGGCCUCGAUCAGUGGAGCUGGAUCGUCGGCAGAAAUAAUACAGGAACUGCUGCUGCUCGACGUCGACGCAACUCCGUGUUACUGAACAUCGAUGAGAAGUCGGGCGCCGAGGCGGCGAUAAUCGACAACUACAAGCUACUGAGACGAGCCGUCGAAUCGACGGGAAGAUUUUUCGGCGACAGCGGCGACGAUCAAUCUUAUCCGACGUACAGCCUGGACGAGGCGCUGCUGGGCUCCCAGGCGGCCCGCGCGAUCAAUCAAAUUGACGGAUUCGCGAGAACUCGGGCGAGCCGAGCCCGGGAGUUGCGAGCCAGAGCGAGAGUCGCGUGUCGCCCGCCAACGCCGACGACGGGGAUAAUCGACGUCGCUAAUUGCCAGGACUCGUGCCUCUUCGAUCUCGCCAACGAUCCCUGCGAGACGCGUGAUUUAUCCGGCCAGAUGCCCGAGAAAGUCGAAGCUUUGAAACGAUUCAUCGACGGCUAUCGAAGAGUCCUGGUGCCGCAGACGAACGUGCCGCUGGAUCCCAACGCCGAUCCCAAGUACUUCAACGGCACGUGGAUGCCUUGGUUGUGAUUUGACGUAUAGGAGU